UACCCGCGACACUAGCUCCCCUGGCGGGAGGAAGGAUUAGUACACUCGGGCCAACCUCCGCCAAAACCUACUCUACGGAUGGGGACAAAAUAGAUUCAUUUAUACAAGGAAGGCGGGCAGCAGCAAGCUGGACUGUGGUGAGCUCCCAGCUACUUACUCAACCCUCCCCCAUGGACAAAACAUAAUUAAACUGGAGAAUCUGCUCCGUGAGAUGCAGGAUAGUCAGCAUGGGGUGCCGGUCAGAAGCCAGAAACUGUUCCUUACCUCCAUACCUGCCGCAUUCAUGGGCUAUGAUCUGAUCGAGUGGCUAAUGGAUCGACUCUGUAUUGAAGAUUCAUUGGAGGCAGUCCAUCUUGCCAAUCUUCUGUGCCAGUUUGGAUACUACUUCCCUGUCAACGAACAGAAGAACCUUCUCGUUAAAGACGACAGCUCUCUUUAUAGAUUUCAGAGUCCCUAUUACUGGCCCUCACAGCACCAUACUCCAGACAAUAUAGAGUACGCUAUUUAUCUUUACAAGCGUGCUCAGAGGCGGAGAAACAUCCACGGCCUUGAACCCGGUCUCCCGGUUAGUUUAUACGACAGUUUAACCCAGAACUUCGGAAACCCCCAAAAAAUUUAUGAAAUGGAGCAGCGGGUGAAAGCCCGGAGAAACAACAAAGAGCUGCUGAAAGAGGAGAUGGAAUUCCUCAAGAAGUAUCUCAGUAUCUCCAGGGUCAGGACCAGCCAGGUUGCUGAAAGUUUGCUGGAUUUUACGGAUACGUUUGUCGACUACGAUCCUAUCCUUGUCGGCGUUGGUCCCUCGAAUCCUUGGAUGAGUGACGAUAUUGCUUUCUGGGAGAUCAAUAAACCUAUUCCCGAGGUACCAACAAAGAAGCGUGUUGAACGCUGGGCAAUUAGUUUAGAGGAUACCGUUUCAGAUUACAAGAGUACAGUCUAUACCUACAAGAGUACAGUCUAUACCUACGAGGAUUAUGAGAUGGAUGCGUUAAAUAAUCUGAAGAAGAUUUUAGCUGGAAAAUGGGAUUUUGUCACCAUGCAGGCGGAGGAACAGGAGCUGCUGGCGUUUAUGAAGAAGGAGUACUGCCAUGAGAACAUGAGGUUCUGGUUAUCUGUCCAGGAGUUGAAGCGAGGACCUGGAACCGAAUCUAAAAUCAAGAAGAAAGUCAAGGAGAUCUGGGAAGAGUUUCUGUCCCCUGGAGCAGGUGCAGAGAUUAAUAUUGACGGGAAAACCAUGGAAGAAACUAAACUAGCGAUGAAAUCUCCAACAAGGCAUACGUUCGAUCGUGCAGCUGACCACGUCUAUACUCUUCUCUUGAAAAAAGAUUGCUAUCCAAGGUUUCUAAGGUCUGAGCAUUAUAAAACUUUGCUCGCUAAUGCGUUAAAUCCCGGAAGCUCUAGGAAAAGGUUUUUCAAUUUCCCUGUGAGGAAGAAACCCUCGCAUAAUCACCCCUCAAACCCUGGCCAACCCUGCACCAGCACUACAGCCCGAGAUCCUCGCGACUUUACGAUCUACGGCAUGGACGUGAAAAAUGAGCAGGAAUGCGCAGAUCAAAGUUUAACAUCCAGUAGAGAGUUUGAUGAGGCCUGCCCUUGGGAAACUGAACAUAAAUCCCCUUUGCCCGAUGUGUCACGGAACAGAAAGCUGUCAACUGCUGGAAGUGAACACCCCCUUUCUAUUGACUAUACACGGCCUAAGCCGGAGACAAUUGUGAAGGAACUGGUGGGAGAGAGCAGUAGCUUGCCCAUGAGAGAAGCAGCGCCUCACCAGCCCUUGUGUGAAGCUAAAUCCUAUAGUGAAGAAAGUAGUCACGUGAUAAGUAAAAGUAGCCACCCUAUUGGUCGGAAUAUUGAUACAGAGGAGGAGAGGGGAAGAAUGGAAGUUGAUAUUGAAGAGGAACCUGAAGAUUUAAACAAGGUGGAUGUAACUAAUGAGACUGUUCACGAAGAUGUUGAAGGAAAGUUGUCUGACAACUCAAUCUUCUCAAUUGGAACAGGUUCUCCACCCUCCCUUCAUUCAACCCACUCAUAUCAGGACCCCUACAAACCAAACCAGGAGGACCCGACACAACAUAGAAUUAAAAAUCCCAAUGGAUUCCCGCGCAAAACUUCAAUGGAAAAGAAGACACGUUACACCACGUCGGAGUCAGCUGAUCUAUCAGCUGUCGAAUCAGCUGACGCUACCAGAGAACAGCUUGCAGCUGGAACAACAAGCAUGGAAGAAGAUGAACAGGAUGGUUGGAUCUCAGAAGAAGUCUGUCCUUGGGAAGAUGAUACUCUUACUCCAACAUGGCUGUAAACGUCUGUUCCUCCUCAUUCCAUAAUUAAUAGAAUGUGUGACAGAUAUCAAGUUAGUUCUGACAAUAGUGUUCCUGCUUUUACUCAUCAUCAGAACAGGACGAGUCGUUUAGACUUCUACAGUAUUCUUCACUAAAUCAACCCACUACAUGAUAUGGGAUAAAAGACUCAAUGGUGAAAUAUCAAUUUAAUAAAUAAUUUUCACGGGUUUCCCGUAUUUACCCUUACACAACGUUAAUAACACGUUAAUUCAGGUGUUAGCAGAUUCCUAACUGUUUGAUUGUUAAUGAAAAAUUCAAAUUGGUCUUUAAGGCAAGCUCUUAAUAUUAUUUUUCCUGUCUUCGAUUUUAAUCCUGUGUUCAUUGGUUGGGUUUACAAUGUUGGGCAUUUUUCUAUAAAGUUUUCGUGAACACAAGGACCAAAUUUGUAAAAAUAAUCCUUUAUAUACAUAAAAUACAUUAUUGGCCAUUCAAAUCAUCUCGCUUCAAACUCUACUUUGAGAUUUUGAAAAUAAGACUUGACAAAAGUGAUAAAAUAUAACUAAUCAAAUGAGUAAAAAUGCAGCUUUAAUCAUAUUAGCUUUGACGUUAAUAAAACUACUGGCCAUUAUCAAAGAAAUCAGUUGUUGCAUUAGCGGCCAUUUUGGAAUUUUUUAUCUCGUUUUCCCGCAUUUGAGCCUAACCAGUGUGCAGAUAGAAUUACAUACAUUUUUAAAAUUACUACUUAAUUGGCAUAGAUCCCCUUUCUGCAUUUAAAUCCUAGGGCCAAGGGUACUUAACAUAUUUAUCUUAAUGAAUGUUGCCAAGUGAUUAUUAUUUCUAAAACAGAUAGCGGUAUAUCAUAAUAGAUUCCAUACCUACAAUAACAUAUAGUAAAGUGCGUGUGUGUAUGUAAAAAAUAAAUUGUAUUUCCAACUGUUAACUGAUUACAAUGACCAUAAUUGUUAAAUAAUGUUCGAAUUAUGUAAUUUACUAAUCAAGAUAUUCUAUUUUUAUUCUAGCAUUCUUUCCUGGCAGAAAAAUGAACAUCCAUGUCUAGAAUAUGAAAAAUUGUAUGUUUUCUCCUCAUAAUCUUUAUAAAACCGGUUUUUGCUGAAAAUAUUUGUUACUUUGUAGUUGUUUAAGGAUCAUGUACAAACUCUGAGGAAUGUCUGAAGAAACGAAUGUCGAUAUGAUGUGUUUAUUCCGUAAAUGUGAUAAAUAGAACAACUGAGCCCCUAAAAGUGCAUCUAAAUGCACACAUAAAAUUCUUUUUAUCACAUUAACAAAAUGAACUUGUAUUUAAAUUAAGAGAUGUAAAUUGGUGUGUGAAAAACUACAAAAAUCUUGAAGUUUAUUCGUUCAAAAUAUCUGUAAGAAAGUUGUUUUGAAUAUCUUCGUUUAAUUAUGUAAAAUGUAUAGUUUGUAAGCUUUGUAACAAUUAUUAAGAAGCAUCAAUUUUAAAAACAAAUUCUAUUCGGCCCUAACCAAUCUUUUGCACAAAAUUAAAAACGAGAAAAAGUUUAAUUUUUCAAAGGAUAUCUUGACUUCUAUACAGCGCUUUAAUUUGCUUGCUAAUACAAUAUACAUGUACACAGUUGUACCAUGUACGCAGUUGUACCAUGUGUACACAGUUGUUCACAAUCGUUUCUUUAUGUUCGGCGUGUUUAACAAUGAAAUUAUAAAAUAUUAAGAAAUGUUUUUAUAAAAAUGUAAUCUUUCAUCUUUCCAGUUUUCAAAUUGUUCAUAAUCCGGUUUAUGUUUUGUACAUCUGUUGUUAAUAAUUACAUUUAAUACUAAAUAAAUGUACUUAAGUGUACAUUUGUAGCUUGAACAUUUCUUUGCAAUAAAACACAGAACUGUAAACAUACAGCUGCACAAUACAGAGUUCUUAACAUUAUAGAGUAACCGUUUGAUGCCAUCAUACAUUAGAUAAAUUGUUUGAACAAACCAGUUAUACUUUAAAGCCUAGAGUAACUAUUGAAUCUUUAAAUUAAUACUUUGAUUCCUCUAGAUCAAAGUAAUCCUUCGAUGAUGAUUGUUCAAGUUAACCAUCUGACACUGUUGGUUCUAUUCAAUCAAAUCUGAUAAAUCAUGGAAACAAAGAAACUUUCUGAUGUUAAAACAAUUAAGUGAACUCGAAAUUUAUGUUCCAUAUUCAACUUAUGGUCAUUGUAAUCUACUAUUCCUGAAUGUUGUAUACAUAAAUUUUGAAAAUAAACUUGAAAAAAGUA
Eurytemora carolleeae is the source of this 4507-nucleotide messenger RNA. RefSeq names its product regulator of G-protein signaling 9. Gene Ontology annotation, biological process: intracellular signal transduction; G protein-coupled receptor signaling pathway; regulation of G protein-coupled receptor signaling pathway. The record is from RefSeq and is a predicted model, not a curated record. Lineage: Eukaryota; Metazoa; Arthropoda; Copepoda; Calanoida; Temoridae.